AUGGUUUUAAUGUUUCUAUUUUCUUCUCUAUGGCUAAUAGUGUCUACUGUUGCUGUGCAAAGAGUUAUUCUUCCUGAUGGUGAUCGAACGUAUCUGAUCGAAAUGCUUACAACAACAUACAAUGAUAUCUCAACGGAUCGUGCUCAAGAAAUUGUCUAUGAAUUGGAAAAUUUCUAUACUGGUAUUCGAUAUAAUCUCGGAACUGAUUGUGGACCACCCAACGAAAUAGACAAGGCAUUUCACUUGCACAUAAUAAAUACACGCUCUUAUGCAGCAUUUUCGGAGGCUACUUUUGGAUAUUUUCUCCAUCAUUCACCAUUCUGGUCUGCUCAUCCACCUCCGAGCGAUUUACGAGAGCGAUGCGACAAUCAAGUGAGCAAAUUGAGACAUCAUGGUAUCCCAAUCAUUUACGAUUACUUAUGGACGCCACCAGCAUGUACAGCAGAUAAAACGGAUCCUGAAAGUAUGAAACAUUGGAUGUGUGAACUGUAGUAUUUAAAUCAUAACAAACUAAUGCGUCAUAAACAAAAAACAAUUUUUGUAUUUUCUUUUUUAAAUCAGCUUUAAUAGUGGAGAUUUGUGCUUAUUCUCAAAAUAUAGGGUGUGGGUGUGGGGUGGGGGGUGUGGGGGUGUGUGGUAUGUGGGUGUGUGUGUUGUGUGUGGUGUGUGGGUGUGUAGCUGAGAGUGGAUGUGGAGUGUGGGUGUGUAGGUGUGAGUGGGUAUGGGGUGUGGGUGUGUUUAUGUGUGUGGGUAUGAUGUAUGGGUGUGAAUGUUCGCGUGUGAAUUUGAUUGUGUGCGUGUAGAUAUGGGUAGGGGCCUAGGUAUGGUUGUUGUUGGUUGCAUGGAUUUAUCUAUUGAUGUGUGGAAAGUAUGAGAUUUUUGUGUCUUUAGCAGCAUGGUCUGAGAGUGUAUAUUUAUGUGACUCGCAAUUUGCAUGGGAAGUGCGAUUAGACGCAGAUUCAUUCACUUUCACAAACAGAUUCACGUUGAGGUCCCAAUCUGCACCCAACACCAUCGCGUUGUGUAUUUUCAAAAUGUUCAGCUAAAGUUGGAAAUUUGAUUCAACCCGAACUCGCACCAUUCCAGUGUAUGGCUAACUUACUGAAUCUGAGUGAGGAACACUAUGGAAGUGUAUUAAGAAAUAAAAGGCGUAAUUCUUUGAAUUGCUCUUUCUUACAACUUUGUUUUGAAGCAUUGUUCGCUACCUUUCACUAAAGUAAACAAGAAAAGGCUUGAAAAUAUUUUCGCUGAUCUGUAAGUUGCCUUUUCUCUUUCUCUUACCUUCUUUCUCGCUCUGCAAAUGAAAAUCAACGGUGGAAAAAGCAUAAAGCAAACAGACUGCAAAUAUAUCUGAUAGAUGUGAGUGUGAAGGUAUGCUUCUAAGAUUCGAAUUUGGUUGUGGGUGAGUGGGUGGGUACAAAUGUGACUGUGUAUGAAUAUUUCUAGUGCGAAUUUUGUUCAUUCUUUCAGAAGUGUUCGAAGAAUCUAUGAGAAUCCUGAAUCUCCAGAAGUUUCUGACGUGUUCGACAGGAUUCUGGUUAAAUUACUUAUGCUUACUACUUCGAAAAUUUCUCAAAAUUAAAUAGGAUACCGCUCAGAAUUUCUCACAGUCAUACAAGAUGCCAUUUAGGAGUUCUCAACCUGAUAUGGAAACCUGUUUGUAAUUUUUUCCCAGUUUUAGCCACAUUUGUUUGUAAAUCAUGAAUCUAGGACUAGUCAAGAUUCCAUCAUAAUUCCAAGGGAGAAUAAGCAGAUUGUAAUCUUGACGGUGGGUGUGGAGUAUGGGGUGUGGGUGUGAGUGUGGGGUGGGUGUGGAUGGAAUGUGGCUGCACUUGUUAUCUUAACCCACACCCACACCCAUUUUCCAUAUUUCUUUAUUUUUAAGUAUCGCUCUAUAACUUUAUGAAUUGACGAAAAUAAGGGUCCUAAGAAUAUGGAUAUCGUCGUCUGCAAGCAUUCUGACAUUUAGUAGUUAAAUUAUCUUCUUUUGGUAUAGUAAGAUAUUGUCCUCCAGGUGUCAGAUAAGUUGUAUUUUCAAAUAUUGACCGUAAUACUUAGUACGUAUAAAGUUCUUUACUAGACUAGCUUUCAUAAAACGAUUCGAAACUUUUGAAUAAAGGUUUUUCGAAAUAGGCAUAAGCUCUGCUUUGUUGAAAGAUUUCUUUAAAACUUCUAAAAUGAGUCAAAUAUCGGAUCAAAAAUUCAAAAUGCAGCUAUUCUAACAUCUGGAAUUUAACUGAGAUCUCUUCAAAAUAGAUACGAUUUGUCAAGUUUUGUCCACAAUAGGGUCAAGACUAAUAUACCAAUAUUAAUGUAUGUAUAUAUUGCUUAGAUUCUUUCAUUUUUAUAACGUUUCCAGAGCGAAGAACAACUCGAUGAGUUUUUGUCACAUAUCUUAUAUUCGAUUGCUUAUAUUAUAUCAAAUUGAGGCUGCGUUUCUUAUUAUGAUUUCCGUCUUAUAGAAAAUUUCUUUUUAUAUUUCUCGUCGUCAAAACAAAUGAUUAAAUCACUCUUUUCACGAAUCGUCCAUCAUUGUUUUUUUUUACUUUCGCUUUUUUUUCUGUUUCAAUAUCCAGAGUGCUUCAAGGUCAUAUAUGCUCUUUAUUUAUGAAGGCAAUACAUAUAUAUAUGGGUGUGGGUGUGGGUGUGGGGGUCGGAGUGUGGCUGUGGCUGUGGCUGUGGCUGUGGCUGUGGCUGCGGCUGUGGCUGUGGAUUAAUAAGAUGGCACCGACAUACACAUUUACACCUACCCACACUCACACCCACACCCACAUCCACACCCACACCCCACACCCACACCCCCACACCCACCCACACCCCACCCCCCCCCCCCCCCCCACCCCCACACCCACACCCCCCCCCACACCCACACCCCCACCCACACCCCCACCCC
This is a messenger RNA of Rotaria sp. Silwood2, 2893 nucleotides long. The record is from the annotation of a GenBank genome assembly. Lineage: Eukaryota; Metazoa; Rotifera; Eurotatoria; Philodinida; Philodinidae.